CAGAGAAACUAUUUCAUUUACCCUUUUUAACACCAGAUUCGGAUAGCCUGCCCUACAUUUUCAAUAAUAGGCUAGACAACCCACUGGAAUUUAUUUGAGUCUUAAAGGAGAGACGCCAUGAGGAAAGGGUCAAUGACUCUAAGCAGUUUUAGCGUGAGUUGAAAACGUGUCUUUAGGAAGGGGUAACCAUGGGGAGCAAAACCCGGACAAGACGCCACGUCUCCUGUUUCAUGUGGAAAGGAGAAUAUCAGCUAAAUCCGCGUUUUGCUGAGAGCCCAGUCAGUGUGCUGCGAGCCUAUUUUAAAAGUAGCCCUAAGCAAUCAAUCAGAAUUCAACAUUUUGAAUUUAGACCCUCUUUAAAUGUCUUUACAUUUCUACAUUAAAGCAAUUUUAUAGAAUGUCCACAGGAUUCCACUUGAUCCUGUUCUGUUCCUAACUAAGAGGAAUUUAUGCUCAUGGGCCAGUCGUAACAAAGUUGUAUAAAUAUUUUCCAUGUGAUUGGUAAAUGACCCUCCUGACUACAUCUAACCGGUGUGAAACGGCCAGCUAGUUAUCAACGCGCGUUAGGAGCGUUUCAAUCAGGUGACGUCACGCUCUGAGACCUUUAAGGAGGUGUUACCCAGAUCCCGCGACGCCUACGGAUUUUGUGGCGUGACGGGUAACUGUGCUGCGAGGGGGAACCGUUGUCGAUGUGUGCAGAGGGAUCUUGGUUCAAGCCCAGAUGAGGAGUUUAAAGUGCUACACAGUGAUGAUGAGGCGCUCCAUGACAGGAUCACAUACAACAUGAGGAAGAGCCUGGAUCUAGACGUGGACGGCUGCAUCCUGCUGCCUGGUGAGAAGUGGAGUCUGCAGGAGUGUGGCUUCAACGUCACAGCCAAGACCAUCUUUAUUAUCCACGGCUGGACGAUGAGCGGGAUGUUUGAGAGUUGGAUGCGGAAGCUAGUGGCGGCCAUGAUGCAGCGAGAGCCGGAGGCCAACGUAGUCAUCGUUGAUUGGCUGCCCAUGGCCCACCAGCUCUACCCCGACGCUGUAAACCACACCCACCAAGUCGGCCUCAGCGUCGCCACCACCAUCAACUGGCUCCAGGAGGAACAGCAGCUGCCCUUGCAGAAUGUGCAUCUGAUUGGCUACAGCUUGGGGGCUCAUGUAGCGGGCUACGCCGGCACGUUCGUGCGAGGGAGCGUCGGCCGGAUCACGGGUCUAGACCCGGCAGGGCCCAUGUUUGAGGGGGUGGGCGAUGAGAAGCGCCUCUCUUCGGACGACGCUGACUUUGUGGACGUCCUGCAUACGUACACGCGCGAGGCGCUGGGAGUGAGCAUCGGGAUCCAGCAGCCCAUCGGAGACAUCGACAUCUACCCCAACGGAGGAGACGUGCAGCCGGGCUGUGACCUGACCAGCGUGCUGACCAGCGCCGCCGGAGGAAAUUUCAUGGAUGUGAUGAAGUGUGAGCACGAGCGAGCUGUACACCUGUUUGUAGACUCUCUGAUCAGCAAGGCACACACAAGCUUUGCCUACCAGUGCACAGACCCUGAACGCUUCAAGAAGGGCAUCUGCCUGAGCUGCCGAAAGAACCGCUGUAACCAGAUGGGAUACAACGCCAAGAAGACGAGGAAGAGGCGUAACAGCAAGAUGUACCUGAAGACCCGCGCCGACACACCCUUCGGAGGCAUCCAUUACCAGAUGAAGAUGCAUGUGUUCAACAGAAAGCAGGCCGACGAUGCUGACCCGACCUUCUACGUGAAGCUGUAUGGCGCUCACAACGACAGCCACGACCUGCAUGUGGACAUUCCUAACAAAGUGGGUCUGAACCUGACCAAUACCUUCCUGGUCUUCACCGAGGACGACAUCGGGGACCUGCUGAAGAUCCGUCUGAGCUGGGAGGGGGCGUCUGAGUCCUUCGGGUCCUUCUGGAAAAACAUUAAGAAGAACUUCUGGGACUGGAAGAGCAGCAGCACGCCCACCAACCAGGUGUUGGAGGUCCGCAGGAUCCGUGUCAAGUGUGGAGAAACUCAGAAGAAGUUCACAUUCUGUGCCCAGGACCCCUCAGUGACUGAGCUCACUCCAGGACAGGGGAUCACAUACGUCAAGUGUCGCGACGGCUGGGAGGUCAAACCCAGUAGGAAAAGAUUGCACAUAUAAGGAUUCAGCAUUUCAAUGCGCUGUCACCAUGGGGACCCGAAGGUGGAAGGAAUGGCAGUAAGAACCGCCUUCUCUUCGUCUGAGCACCUGGACGGUUUACUUGUGGUCACAUGACUCUGGGCUCUGUCAAAUGGGACUGCGGGGAGGCGCUGCACGUGCUGGCAGUGGGGGGGGGACGGGCCUUAGUGUUCUGUCUGUCAGGACUGUCUGAGGAUCAGGACUGUCUGUUUCUUUGUGCAGACGGGCGGUCAACUCGGAUUUAGAAAAAUAGUGUUAAAUAUGUGUUAUCCAUUGGACGUUCCCCCCCAACAAACCUAGUCUCUUUACUGUAUAUUUUUAUAUUAAUUUAUGAAGAAUGGAAGCACUGCAAGACCAAGCUUAUUUAUCAACCCCAAGUACACCCUGUACUGAAGCACGUUACAUUGUUUGAAUAAUUCCCUAUUUGUGAGCUGCAGUAUUUGUCUGCUUGCGUGUGAGUGAAUGUCGAUUUUUGCGUGUGCACAUAAUUUGUGUAUGAGCGUGCCUUUUGGAUAGAGUGAGAUUAACGUGAAUACAAUGUAUAACUGGAGGAUGUGACUGGGCUACAUGCACAUGAUCUUUCACUGUGUCGCUAUUAUGGUUCUAUGUACCAUAGUUAUUUGUGGGUGUGUUUGUAUGUGUGUGUAUAUAGUGUAUGAAAAUGUAUGCACUCACUAACUGUAAGUCGCUCUGGAUAAGAGCGUCUGCUAAAUGACUAAAAUGUGUCAAAUGUAACUAACGUUUUUCGAAAAAUAAACAUUCACUUAUUUUUAA
Coregonus clupeaformis (lake whitefish) is the source of this 2931-nucleotide messenger RNA. Its product is annotated as endothelial lipase-like. Gene Ontology annotation, biological process: lipid metabolic process. The coding region runs from base 784 to 2139 and encodes 451 amino acids. The transcript is spliced from 10 exons. Gene Ontology annotation, molecular function: lipoprotein lipase activity; protein binding. The record is from RefSeq and is a predicted model, not a curated record. Lineage: Eukaryota; Metazoa; Chordata; Actinopteri; Salmoniformes; Salmonidae.